Molecule: messenger RNA, 3051 nt
Organism: Cydia strobilella
Lineage: Eukaryota; Metazoa; Arthropoda; Insecta; Lepidoptera; Tortricidae
Gene: Taz
Product: tafazzin
Exons: 7
Coding region: 167-1102 (311 amino acids)
Biological process (GO): inner mitochondrial membrane organization; cardiolipin acyl-chain remodeling
Cellular component (GO): mitochondrial membrane
Molecular function (GO): 1-acylglycerophosphocholine O-acyltransferase activity
Source: RefSeq, a predicted model, not a curated record
CAACACCGCCGCCGAGCUGUCAGGCACGCCUUGUCAAUUGUCAUUCAUUCAGUACUUCGUACGUACGAGCGUAGUGUCGCGAGCUAAUAUAAUUGAUUUUCGUCGUGUUUAAUCACAGUAACAAUGUUGUAUUAGUGUCGUAUCGUGUAUAAGAGUAGUGGACAAUAUGGCUUAUGAUAUAACGUGGAUUAUCCCGCGGCUGCGAAGCCCGGGACGGUUGUGGACGUGUGCGAGCUCGAUAACCGUGGCUGUUGUCGGACUCUUCAGCAAAUUUAUCGUAGAGUUUCUGAACAAAACGACAGUGUACAAUAAGGAACAGCUCACGGCGGCUAUGAAGAGGCCUCCAGGAGUGCCGCUAAUAACAGUGUCCAACCACCACUCGUGCUUCGACGACCCCGGCCUCUGGGGCGUGUUAGACACAGGUGUUCUAGCCGGUUCCAUGGGUCGCCGAAUGCGUUGGUCAUUAGCAGCGCAUGACAUUUGUUUCACGAACGCUCUGCACGCCGCUUUCUUCGCGCUCGGAAGGUGUGUGCCGGUCCAACGUGGAGCAGGAGUUUAUCAGCCUGCGAUCGACUUCUGCAUCGAGCGGCUGACGAAAGGCGAGUGGGUGCACAUAUUUCCUGAGGGACGAGUCAACGUCAGCAAGGAGCACAUGAGAUUCAAAUGGGGCGUGGGCCGAAUGAUAGCGGAGUGCGCGGAGGCGGGGCGCGCGCCGCUCGUGUUGCCGAUCUGGCACGAGGGCAUGGACGCCGUGCUGCCCAACACCGAGCCCUACCGACUCCGCGCGGGCAACCGCGUCUGGCUGGCCGUCGGGCAGCCGGUGCCGCUCGCUAAUUUACUAGCCAGGUUAAAAGAAUCAAACGCGAGCGAAGAAGAGACGCGGCGAGCGAUCACAGAACGCGUCCAAAAUGAGCUGAUACGACUGCGGAUGAAAACGCACGAAGCACUCAAACGGGCGCUCGGCGUCGCACCGGCGCUGCUGGCUGGCAGGACCGACAUCCUAACGCAGCCGACAGACAUGCACGGCGACAGCGACUCCGCACACAACCACAGCAACGGUAAAGAAAAGGAGACAGAAAGAGAAAAAGACAAGGACAUCUAGUUCCUUUACCAUAAGUGUACCGUGUAUGGAUUCUGUGGCUAUCGGGUCCUGCGAGAGGCAUAAGGGUGACAAUAUGCAAAAUUGAACCUUAUCACUUUGAAAUAAAGUUCAAAAUCAGAUGGGAAAUUUCUUAUAAAGGCUUAACUGGCAGCUUUUAAACCUAUUGUAUAUACAUUAGGUACGAGUAUCGCCUCGAUCUUAACAGGACUUAACUGACAGGACUAAAUUUGUGCACACUGGACGCGUGUGUAGACGCGCGUUGUAAUAUACAGAUCUUUAUUGAAGACGGCACACCGCUUGCGUGACGUUUUAGCGCACGUGCACGUCUGCGCACACGCAGCCGGUGUGUUUUGGCCUUUAUUUCAAAGUCAUUUGAUGGUGUUAUGUGUGUUGCUGAUUGGGUUCUUUCAAACGAUUUCUCGCCUCAAAGAAACUUGUAUCAAGUAAAUGAGUCUUUAAAGUGAUAAUGUUGAAAGAAAAUCUCCACGGACUCGAAAAUUCCUGUGGACAUUUGUCGCUCGAAAUGUUGAAAAUGAUAAGAUAAUGGAGCAUAAUUUAAAUACGCGAAAUAUUUAGAACCAAAAUAUUUAAUGGAUAAAGGGUGUGGAAACUGCAAAGUUAUUAACGAUAAUAUGUGACGUUUUCAAGCAAAAGGUACCACAUUUUCGCUUACUAUAAGGACGAAAUUUGCUUAUAUCCUGUGUGUUUGCUAAUAACCUUUCACAACGUCUUUAUGGCAAAUGAUAAUGUACCUUAGGUACCUUUUGCUUGAAAACGACACAUAUGUAGGUACGUAGAAUCGCUCCAAAAUAUUACCUACUUACGUAUCCUUUAUUUGUUGAAAAUGUUCCGAAAAACCAUAUCUGAUUUCCGUCAAUUAAAGUAAGGACGCUGAGAACGAACAAUUUCGUACAUUCACCCGCCUGUUCCUAUCUCUAUCGCACGCGCAUAAUUAUAUUGCUGUCUCGCCCAUGAUGCCGGCGGCAAAUGCCACUGUUGACAGAUGACAAAUUUUCAUGAAUGGUAUCAAUCGAUCAGGUUUAUUUUUAGGAUCAAAUGUCUAUAUGGGACCCAUUGCAAACACCCAAUACAAAAGUCAGAAAUGAUAGUCAAAGUCCGACAGUCGUACUUUACUCGCGAAACGCUCCUAACAAAACCAUAAGGUAUAUAAUUAGGUAUUCUUUGUGUGUAUCUUUGUAAUGUUUUAAUGUGUAUCUUUGUGUGUUAUCUGUCGUGGCAUCACCGAAUGGGCCCUACGGAAGACCAGCGCUGGCUUUAUAGCUAGCAUUAUGCUGAGUUGGGUCCAUUUCGUGAUGCACACUUGAUGAUCUCUUCUUUUUUUGCUGUUGUUGUCUGUACAUGUUCGUACUUGUGUUGUGAUCGUCACGAAUAAAUAUCUUUUAUCUUUAUCUUUUUUAUCUUUAUAAGUGAACGUGACGUCAAGGUCGCUGAGAGCCCAUUUUGAAUGUAUGGACAAAACAUGAAAAUUGCGUUUUUGUCAGUGAAAUAUUGCAUAAAAUGUAAGGAAUCGAAUGGUGCCAAUACUUUUUUCCUUCUUGGAAGUUAAAAAAUUACUUAAAUUUUGAAACUUUCAAGUCCAAUAUUAUUGUAUUAUUUCCAUAUUUUAUUUUCAUAUCUACAUUAUUGUGAUAAAUUGCUCAUUUGCUAUCUAUGUUACUAGAUUUUGUUAUAAAAAUCAACAUGUGUCAUCAUCGCGAGUGCGAUAGAGAUAGGAACAGGCGGGUGAAUGUACGAAAUUGUUCGUUAUUCGCGUCCUUACUUUAACUGUGACAAUAAUAUGACAAUUUUUGUGACAAAACGAGCGACAAACGGCCAUAAUAGCGCGAUGCCUUCGAUAAAACGGACUUUGACAGUAUUAUUAUUUUGACAGCAAAGUGUAGGAAAAGGUGCCUCGAAUUUGACGGGAAUUAAUUUAGCUAUCAAAGGUA